Orbicella faveolata is the source of this 2044-nucleotide messenger RNA. RefSeq lists its product as uncharacterized. Lineage: Eukaryota; Metazoa; Cnidaria; Anthozoa; Scleractinia; Merulinidae. The record is from RefSeq and is a predicted model, not a curated record.
GAGAGAGGACUGCAAUGCCGCGAGUAGUGAGCAGUGAUCAUGAACUGGGAAUAUCUGUUACUGGAAUAAGUCCGUUUAGCGAACAAAGAAGGACAGAAAUGGAGCGAGAGAAUAGUGUAGCGCAGCUAACAUUAAAUCUUCAUGAAGUGGCUGCGAAUGAAAAAUCAGGUAUCGAUGAGGUUAAUGGCGAUAAAUUGCCGGUAGUCACAAGAUGCGCAAGCCUUACCAGCGAAGAAAAUAGCGAUCUGGAAGUUCUAUUACGAGUGCGGUGUUUCGAUUUUCCCCUUCAAGUUCGUGGGUUGAUGCCAGACGGGAAUAAAUCAAACAAUACGUCAUCUAGAAGCAUGGAACGUUUCGACGCAAAUAGUCGAGAAACAAUUGCAACCCAGGAACGAGUGGUUUGUGAUCAGAAUGGAGAAACCAACCGCGAUGACGAGGCCAACAACUUGGAAGAUAAGGACCGAGAUGUUUCGCCUCUUUCUUCGUUGACAGUCCUUGAGGGCCAACGCGUGAAUUUAAGAGAAAAAGACGAAUUAAAAGCUCAGAAAAAACAACUUCGUCGCCAACCCACGGAGACAGGAAACAAACUCUCAUAUCAGACUGAAUCAUUAAACAACUCUAGUGAAGCACGCCGAAAUAGUCUUCCAAAACUAAUAUCUUCAAAACCCAAGAAACAGGAUACGCGACCGGUAUUGCACCUUCCGAAGGUUGAUAAAUACGAAAUCAUACCUAAAAACAUUAUAGACGUUAAAGUAUGCUCAGUGUUCCAAGUAAACGAUUUUAAAUCAUCCCUAAUCUAUUCAGGCUAUAAGGACAGUUGGGUUCCGAACCGUGACAGGAAUUUUAUGAAAAAUUCAGCGUUUUUCAAAGCUCUGAUGGAAAAACCCGCUGUAUUUCUAAAGCAGCCAUCUAGCUUAGCUGAAGAGUCGUUAGCGGCAGCGAUUCAAACUGUCGAAAAAACAAACGUAUCAAACGUAGAUUCCCCGUGUGUUGACGCUGAAUUGACCCGUCAAGAAAAGAAACUUGUGAUAAGGUUACCGCCAAUCUGUUGAGUUUGCAUUGUACGCCGAAGUGCUUUUUGACAAAAUCUUUCUGACAAGGUUACUUAGAGAUUGAUUGAUUUCUUAGUAGUCGCAUCAGCAUAUACAUUUUUCAAAAUAGAUUAUCAUGUGUCCUUGGAAGAUUAGGUUACUGAUGGUUAUUUUAGCUAAUAAAAGACCCUGCUAGAGAGUAGAUAACGUUCUACCAUCUUUAUCAUUGUUUGAAACGUAAAAUGAAAGAAGAAACGGACAAACAACAAAAAGGACAACAUUUUGGAAAUGUUUCAUUUUCAGACGGAAGAAAUAAAAAGAUCAGUUAACUGAGGCAUAUUUGACUUGUCCUCAUUUCUGUCAGUUUCCUUCUGUCUGGAUAAAUUACAACAAUGGCCCUAGCUCUAGCUAGCUCUCUACCAGCGCCAGGUUAUUGUUGAAUUCUGUCCACCUUUUGUCCGAAUAAUUAAUCAUUCGUACCGGCGGCUGUUAAAAUCUUCGUCCUCCCCGAAUAUAACUCGAUUUCAGUAGUUCUCAGUGUUAUCAAAAUUUACCCGUUGCUUGUCCAAGGGCAAAUUGUUCGAGAAAGUCGAGUCGGCCGAGUCUGAACAAUUUUUUAAAAAUGCUUUGCCACCAGGUGUUUGACAAAAGUGAAUAAAUAAAAUUGGAAACUGCUUUCAUUGUUUGAAGAACUAGUGGUAGAAAUGCUCCAGGGAGGGGACGAGCCAGGUGCAUCUAAAAAGAUAAAACAAAAGUGACGGGGAGGCUCGUGAGAAAUGUUGAAAGAAAACCACCCCCCUUCCCCCACCAAAACAGUGUACCAGAAUUUCCUUUUGUUGGUGUGAUAUCUGUGAGAAUUCGUUUUCUCACCUUAAAGUACCGGAAUAACUCUUAUGGUGGUCAUCAACUGAUGUAAGUACCCUAUUAGUACCGAAUUGUACACCCUAAAAUCACCCCCGUGACUUUUACGUGCGAGAAUGUAGAUCUCCCCCAGUCGAGGACCUAAUACUCGG